AAAAUGCAGGGAUGGGUGUCCUCAGGGGAGCUAACAGUUUCUGAGCUGCUCCGGACACAAAGGACUGGGAAGUUGGGCCUUUUCUGCAUCUCCAAGUCCUGCCCGCGGGCAAGCGGUGUGAGGAGAAAGAACUCUGUUGCUGGAUUUCAGGGCAUUUUCUCCUGAUGCAGCUGUGAUUUCCCCCCAGAUCCCUCGUGAGGACGAAUUCUAGAGGUGGAGGCGAAGGCAGAAAUGGCCGGUUCUCAGGGACUGCUGACCUUCAGGGAUGUGGCCAUAGAAUUCUCGGAGGAUGAGUGGGAAUGCCUGACCCACACUCAGCGGCAACUGUACCGGGAUGUGAUGUUGGAGAGCUAUGGACACCUCCUCUUCUUGGCAGGUCUUCAGUCAAAACCAGACCUGAUCAUGUUUUUGGAGCAAGAGAAGCAGCUCUGGGAUGUGAAGAGAAAGGAGACCAGAGGCUUCCAUUCAGCUGUAUCUUCACAUGACACCCAGAGUUUCCCGCUAAAGCAGAGCAUAGAAGGUUUUUUCCAGAAUGAAUCAAUGACCAGAUACAAACACAGUGCUGUUGAGAUUUUAUACUUACGCAGAGACUGGGACAGUGAUGGGGAGAGUGAAGGGCAUCAAAAAAAUCCUGGACGAUACACCCAAACCAAGGCAAUUGCCCUUAAUGAGAAUCUCACUGCCCCAAGUGGUGAAGUAUAUAAACCGCUGCAGAAAACCUCCCUUUUUAAGUCAACUGUUUCUGCAGAGCAGUGUGUUUCUGUCAGCACAAGCUCCAGUCAGAUAUUCAAACAUAGCUAUUCGUGGACAGACCAUUUGGCAGAUUUGGAAGGUAACCUACUCCAUGCUGAAGAUAACGAUUUGAGCCAUUUAGAAAAUAGGACUGGCCUGACCUUAAAUCAGAGAUUUAGAAAUGAAGAACAAUGUGCUCAGUGGGAUCCAUAUGAGAGGCGCUCCACUGAGGAGUCAACCCUCCAGAAUGACCAGAGGCUUUUCACUGGAGACAGAAUUAUUCAAUGCACUGAAUCUCAGAAAACAUUGAACCAGGGCUCCAGUGUUCACCGAUGUGUCAAGGCUUGGUUUGCAGAGAACCAUUAUGAAUGUGAUAAAUGUGGGGAAGGCUUUCAUCCAAGCUCUAACCUCAGUAUACAUAAUGGUCACUGCUUGGGAGACAGUCCUCAUAAAUGGAAUGAAUGUGGGAAAGCUCAUAACCAGUCCUCUCGUGUUGGUGAUCAUCAGAGAUUUCACGAGGGAAAAAAUGCAUUCAGUACUAAUGAAGCAGGGACCAUGUUUUGUCAGUCAUCAAGCGUAAACAUCAAUGAGAUAAUCCUUUUGGGAAAGGAAACUAACAUUUUAAAGGAAUGUGGUAAAUGCUUUGACUGCCACUCAACACUAUGUCAACAUCAGCGAAUGCAUACUGGAGAAAAAAUACACAUUUGUGAAGAAGGUGGUCCAAGCUUGAAUGACUGUUUAUCAAAAAAUGAACAUUCGCAGAUCUGUUCUGGAGAAAAACCCUACAAAUGUCAAGAAUGUGGCAAGGCUUUUAAGAAUCACUCAGGUCUUAAUAGACAUCACAGAAUUCAUAAUAGCAAGAAACCUUACCAAUGUCAUGAAUGUGGCAAGAGCUUUAACAAGCACCCAGCCCUUAUUCAACAUCACAGAAUUCAUAGUGGGGAUAAACCUUACCAAUGUCAAGAAUGUGGAAAAGCCUUUUGUGACAGGUCAACCCUUACUCAACAUCACAGAAGUCAUACUGGAGAGAAACCUUACCGAUGCCAAGAAUGUGGCAAGGCCUUUGCCUGGAAGUCAAAUCGUUCUCGGCACCACAAAAUUCACAGUGGAGAGAAACCUUACCAAUGUCAAGAAUGUGGCAAGGCCUUUUGUGACAGGUCAGCCCUUACUGGACAUCACAGAACUCAUACUGGAGAAAAACCUUACCGAUGUCAGGAAUGUGGCAAGGCCUUUAUCCACAGCUCAGGCCUGACUAAACAUUACAGAACUCAUAGUGGAAAGAAACCUUACCAAUGUCAAGAAUGUGGCAAGGCCUUUUGUGUCAGGUCAUCCCUUACUCAACAUCACAGAAUUCAUACUGGAGAGAAACCUUACCAAUGUCAAGAAUGUGGCAAGGCCUUUUGUGACAGGUCAUCCCUUACUCAACAUCACAGAAUUCAUACUGGAGAGAAACCUUACCAGUGUCAGGAAUGUGGCAAGGCCUUUAACCACAGCUCACUCUAUGCUAAACAUUACAGAAUUCACACUGGAGAGAAACGUUACCAAUGUCAAGAAUGUGGCAAGGCCUUUAUACACAGCUCAAACCUUACUCGACAUCUCAGAGUUCAUACUGGAAAGAAACUUGACCAACGUCAAGAAUGUUGUUAGGCCUUUACAGGCACUCAGUCCUCACUAAACAUCAUAAUAUUCAUAUGGAAUAGAUGGCUUACCAGUGUACAGGAUGUUUGAAUGGGGCACCUGGGUGGCAAAGGCGGUUUUGUGGCUCAGGUCAUGAUCCCAGGGUCCCAGGAUUGAGCUCUGCACUGAGCUCCCUGCUCAGCAGACAGCCUCCUGCUUCCUCUCCCCCUGCCUUACCCUCCUCUCUACUUGUGCUCUCUCUCCAUCUCUCUGUCAAAUACAUAAAUAAAAUCUUUAAGAAGGAAAGAAAAAAAAGAGUGUGAGAAAAAUUGGUUAAAGAGUGCUCACUGAUUCAUGCCUAUGAGAGAAUUCAUAUUAGACAGUAACCUCACAAAUGCAACCAGUGUGGCAAGGCCUUUGUCCAGCAUGCACGCCUUCUAAACUGAGAAUUCAUACUGGAAAGACAACAGAUGAAAAAUGUGGCCAAACUACUAGCAGGCACACAACCCUUCCUGCACAUCACGGAAUUCAUACUGCAGAGAAAAUUAUGGAUAUAAUGAAUGUGAGAGAGUGCCUAAGGACUGCUUAUUGUCCUUGAAGAAAGAAGAGGGAGUCGUGCAGUGAACUCUGAAUGUAUCUUCGUAAGUGCAAUCAUUAGAGAGUAUGACUUGAUGUGAUUAAAUGAGAAAAUCCUGACAGAUGACUGCAGGAGGGUAGCUAACUCUUCACCCCUACAAUGCCAUACAAUUGAACAUACACAUUUCUGAGCAAUGUACAUCAAUCCUGAAAUUUUCGGAAAUAGGUACUCCCACAUCCUUAUGACAACACUUGAAUGCUUUUGCACAUGUGUGUUCUGUAUUUCAAAUGGAGACACUAGAGUGGAUUUGAUAUGCAUUACUCAGUGUAUGUAUGAUAUUAAUGUAUUUUCAUUAAUAAAACAGUGGUGUUUUUUCUUUAAAA
Molecule: messenger RNA, 3309 nt
Organism: Mustela lutreola (European mink)
Lineage: Eukaryota; Metazoa; Chordata; Mammalia; Carnivora; Mustelidae
Product: zinc finger protein 724-like
Exons: 4
Coding region: 232-2379 (715 amino acids)
Biological process (GO): negative regulation of transcription by RNA polymerase II
Molecular function (GO): DNA-binding transcription repressor activity, RNA polymerase II-specific; RNA polymerase II cis-regulatory region sequence-specific DNA binding
Source: RefSeq, a predicted model, not a curated record